UUAAUUCACUACAAAAUGCAAACGGUGAUUAAUAACUACAUCACCAAGCCUGAGCCUCCAAGAUGCACAGGGAGCUUUCAUCCCAGGGAGCUGCGCUUUUCUCGCACAAUGAUCUUUGCCAUUGAGGAGAUAAACAACAGCACAGAGCUGCUGCCAGGAAUCAAACUGGGCUAUCAGAUCCAUGACACCUGCGCAUCUGUGCCUGUAGCUGUGCAUGUUGCAUUUCAGCUAGUGAACGGCCAGGACCCCGUGUUUUACCAGGGCAGGAAUUGUUCUCAGUCUGGAGUGGUGGUGGCUGCUGUGGGAGACUCUGCAUCCACUCCAUCCAUCAGCAUGUCACGCAUCAUGGGGCUCUUCAACAUUCCUCUGGUGAGCCAUUUUGCAACUUGUGCCUGCCUGUCAGAUAAACAAGAAUAUCCAACAUUUUUCAGAACAAUUCCCAGUGACCAGUUCCAAGCUGACGCCCUGGCCAAGCUGGUGAAACACUUUGGUUGGACUUGGAUUGGUGCCAUCCACUCGGACUCGGAUUAUGGAAAUAAUGGCAUGGCAUCAUUUCUUAAGGCAGCAAAAAGUGAGGGGAUCUGUGUGGAGUACAUUGAAUCAUUUUAUCGGACUGACCCACAAAGCAAGAUCAGAAGAGUUGCUGACGUUAUCCGCAGGUCAACAGCAACAGUUGUUGUUGCAUUUGUAGCUGAUGGUGACAUGAAGUUCCUGUUAGAGGAGCUGGCUCUGGACCCUCCUCCACCUCGGCAAUGGGUUGGUAGUGAAUCCUGGAUAACUGACCCAAACUCCAUGACCUUUGGUUUCUGUGCAGGAGCCAUUGGAGUUGCCAUUCAGAAAUCUGUCAUCCCAGGGCUGAGAGAUUUCCUCCUGGAUCUCUCUCCAUCUAAUGUCGCUGCCUCCUCAGUGCUGACUGAGUUCUGGGAGGAGGCAUUCAACUGCAGCCUGACAACAACUGCUGUUGUAACUAAGAGACAGUGUGAUGGAACUGAAGAUAUUAAAGUGCUUGUAAGCCCGUACACUGAAACAUCUCAGUUAAGAAUCACCAACAUGGUGUACAAGGCUGUUUAUGCUGUAGCACAUGCCAUACAUGAUGCUGUAUGUCAGGAAACAAAGAACAAGACAAAAUGUGACAAACACAGCAAUAUGGAGCCCAAACAGCUAUUUGCUGCAUUAAAGAAAGUGAACUUUACCCAAAAUGGUUAUCAUGUCUCAUUUGAUAAAAAUGGAGAUCCUGUGGCUUUUUAUGAACUUGUAAACUGGCAGAAAAGUGAGAGUGGAGAUAUUGAACUGGUAACAGUGGGAUAUUAUGAUGCUUCACUGCCAAAGGGCCAGGAGUUUAAUAUCAACGGGAAAUUAACCUGGUUGGAAGGUGGAACACAAGUUCCAGUGUCAGUUUGCUCAGAGAGUUGUCCUCCAGGAACUCGUAAAGUGUUGCAGAAAGGAAAACCAAUCUGCUGCUAUGACUGUAUACCAUGUCCUGAAGGAGAGAUCAGUAAUAUGACAGAUUCUCCUGAUUGCUUCCCAUGUCCCAGAGAGUUCUGGCCAAAUGCAAAGACAGACGCUUGUUUCCACAAACCAGUUGAGUUUCUUUCCUUCGAUGAAGUCCUGUCAAUCAUCCUUGCUGCAUUCUCUGUUGGUGGAGCCGUACUCACUGUCAUAACAGGAGUAAUUUUCCUCCAUCACAGAACAACUCCAAUUGUCAGAGCCAACAACUCUGAGCUGAGCUUCCUGCUGCUCUUCUCUCUGACUCUGUGUUUCUUAUGUUCACUAACUUUCAUUGGAGCCCCCUCUGAGUGGUCCUGCAUGCUGCGGCACACAGCGUUUGGCAUCACAUUUGUUCUCUGUAUCUCCUGUGUUCUUGGGAAAACUAUAGUGGUUCUAAUGGCCUUUAAAGCUACACUUCCUGGUAGUAAUACAAUGAAAUGGUUUGGACCUCUACAACAAAGAAUGACUGUAGUGUCUUUUACAUUUAUUCAGGUUAUAAUAUGUAUCAUUUGGUUGGUUGUGAGUCCUCCCUUCCCAGUGAAAAAUCUGACCACCUACAAGGAGAAGAUCAUCCUGGAAUGUGCGUUAGGCUCUGCUGUUGGUUUCUGGGCUGUGCUCGGCUACAUCGGCCUGCUGGCUGUGUUUUGCUUUGUGUUAGCUGUUCUAGCUCGGAAACUACCUGAUAAUUUCAACGAAGCCAAGAUGAUAACCUUCAGUAUGUUGAUAUUCUGUGCAGUCUGGAUCACCUUCAUCCCAGCUUAUGUCAGCUCUCCUGGAAAAUUUACUGUGGCUGUGGAGAUCUUUGCUAUUCUGGCCUCCAGUUUUGGACUGAUACUGUGUAUAUUUGCUCCAAAGUGUUUCAUCAUUUUGUUUCAGCCAGACAAAAACAACAGGAAAAGUUUGAUGAACAAACACUGA
Xiphophorus maculatus (southern platyfish) is the source of this 2406-nucleotide messenger RNA. Its product is annotated as extracellular calcium-sensing receptor-like. The coding region runs from base 16 to 2406 and encodes 796 amino acids. The record is from RefSeq and is a predicted model, not a curated record. Gene Ontology annotation, molecular function: G protein-coupled receptor activity. Gene Ontology annotation, biological process: G protein-coupled receptor signaling pathway. Lineage: Eukaryota; Metazoa; Chordata; Actinopteri; Cyprinodontiformes; Poeciliidae. The transcript is spliced from 8 exons. Gene Ontology annotation, cellular component: membrane.